This is a messenger RNA of Drosophila navojoa, 2149 nucleotides long. It is a transcript of the gene Nepl5, whose product is annotated as Neprilysin-like 5. Gene Ontology annotation, biological process: protein processing. Gene Ontology annotation, cellular component: plasma membrane. Gene Ontology annotation, molecular function: metalloendopeptidase activity. NCBI's taxonomy places the organism in Eukaryota, Metazoa, Arthropoda, Insecta, Diptera, Drosophilidae. The record is from RefSeq and is a predicted model, not a curated record.
AUGCUUAAGCUCAGCCUGAUUGCUUGGCUACUCUGCUCCCUGGCGUGGCGCACCACGCCCACCAGUUGCCAUCGGACACAACCGCCGCCGAGCGUGGAGGAGCUGCUGGCCAGUCGCCUGCACAGCUAUAUGGACCUGACGGCGCGCCCCUGCGAGAAUUUUUAUCAGUAUGCCUGCGGCAAUUGGCCACUGCAGCAGGUGGAGCAGCCAGCGGAGAUCCAGCAGAUGGCAGAGCAGCAGAUACAGUUACAUCAACGGGAGCAAAAGGAGCAGCUGCAGCCGAGCGACACGCUGGCCGUGCUGGAUUAUGCAUUGAAUCGCCAGUUGGAGCAAUUGCUGCGGCGUGGAGUCACCAAUGACAGCAGCACCGAGGACGAACAGCUCAUUAGCAUCCAGGAGAAAAUGCACAAUUAUUAUCGGGCCUGCAAGCGUCUGAAGCCGUAUAAUCUAAAGAAAUAUCUGCAGCUGUUGCCGCCAAGCAAUUGCACGGGCUGGCCGCUGCUGAGCCGGAAGUGGAGUCCGGAAACAUUUAGCUGGCUGGCGACCAUCGGACGACUGCGCUCAUAUGGGCUCAAUGGGGUGCUGCUAAAGGAGGAGGUGCUGCCACGCUGGGAUGACGCCAGCAGCUAUGCAAUUAAUUUGGAUAAGCCCAGCCAACAGGAGACCCUGCCAAUGGGCGAGGGCGCCAUCAUAGAGCUGCUGCUGGACAUUGGCCAAACGAAGCGCGAGGCCAAUGUGCUCGCCCGUCAAGUGGAUUUCUUUGAGCGGCAGCUGCAUCGCUUGCAGGACAUCGAGGACGACAUGGGCAACAUGGAAACUGAGCUGUGCUAUUUGGCCGAGAUCAUGCCGCAAUUGCAGUGGACGGCCUUCAUCCAAGAGCUGCCCAUAAAUGCAACUGGCAGUGAGCUCGAGCGUCCGCCAGCGCUCCUGAUACAAAAUGUGCCCUACAUGCGCGCCUUGGAUAAGUUCCUGAGGCGCCACAAGCCGGAAACCGUCUGCAACUACAUCAUGCUGAAGCUGCUCGCAUUCCUCAAGCAGCAGGGACCGGCGGAGAUCUCGCGCGUGGAGUGUGUGGCUAGCCUGAGGCGAGCCAUGCCAUUGGCUGCCAGCCUGCUGAUAGGCCAGAGAUUCCAUGAUCCCAACUCCGAGCCGCUGGUGAGCGAGAUCUUUGGACGGUUGAAGCGUCGUUUCGCCCAGCUGCUCAAUGAGAAUCGCUUGCAACUGAAGCAGCCAAUCCUGAGAGUUUUGCAAGAGAAGUUGGAGGCGAUGCGUUUGCAGCUGGGCUUCUUGCAGCUAAACGAGACCAGCUAUGUGGAGGACUACUAUGAGCCAGUGCAGAUGGGCGCCCAGAGAUUCUAUGAGAAUCAGCUGGCAUUGCUGCGGCUGCGCGUCGAGCGCAACCACGAGCUGCUCACCAUGGGCAAUCAGUACAAUGGGAAUAACGUGAGCUAUCUAGCCGAGCGCGAGCUAAGCAGCAGUCUGUCGCCGUUCUUUGAGUUGCCCAGGAAUCUGGUGCUGGUGCCAUACGGAUUCCUUCAGCUGCCCGUUUGGCAUCGCAACAUGAGCGAGCUGCAGCAGCAUGCGGUCCUGGGCUUCAUACUGGCCCACGAGAUCAUUCAUGGCUUCGAUAAUCAUGGCAUUCACUACGACAGUGUGGGCAAUCUUAUGGGUCCCAGCGAGGAGAUCUGGUCGAGUCCGCGCUACAAUCAGAGCAUCAAUUGCAUUGAGCAGCAUGUGGCCACCGGAUCCAAGUCACUCAGCGAAAAGAUGGCCGACUUCGAGGCAAUGCGCCUGGUCUAUGAGACCUACUUUGGUGAGAAGUUUUCGAUGGAUCGCAAAGAGCCACGGGAUCCGCUGCUGCCACAAUUCAGUCAACGCCAGCGAUUCUUCAUCAGCUUCGCGCAGUUUUUCUGCGGCAAGCAGCAGAGUCUGAAUGCCCAGCAUCUGGAGCACGCCGUGGAUGAGCUGCGGGUACUCCAAACCCUGGCCAAUUUCGAAGAAUUCUCCCGAGAAUUCGGCUGCGAGAAACGGACCAAGAUGCAAGCUAAGAAGAAGUGUAGGGUAUGGUAGAGUCGAAUAUUUAUUAAAGCUGUAGAUAUAUAAUUGGCACUAUCAAAUACAGGGGCAUUAUUUAAUUGAUCAUAUUUAA